UAUGGUGCGGCGAACGCGGACAGGAGGACCGGUUAGCUAAAGCAUGGUUCUGACUGCAGAGCCCUUCAAUGUUUUGAAGGAUUAUUAAAUAAGUUAACAAAGUGUUCUGUAGUGUAGCAGAAAGAAUUAGGCACUGGCAUCUGCACACAGGGUCCACUAUGGAGCCUGUGGUGCACCAGGUUCGGCAUAAAGUCUUCCAGACCCUUCACAGAAUCGGACUGCUUUCCCGAAGCCACCAUUCUGUCUGCACGGACCAUUCACAUACACCCGCCUUGUCUUCUGCUCGACAAAUGAAACCCACACUCCUGGUGUCUCGUCUUUAUCAGCCAUCAAACCUGCGUGAUGCAGGUCUUGACAGCCGAAUGCAAGGGGACGCUACCUGUAAGAGCCAGAGACUCAUGCAGCAAGCUGGACUCAUUUAUCCUUCCAAUCCAGGCUGCUACUACUAUCUUCCAGCUACUGUGCGCUCAAUGGAGAAACUGGUGAGAGUGAUUGACCAGGAGAUGCAGCAGAUCGGUGGGCAAAAACUGGAUAUGCCGAGUUUGUGCUCAGCGGAUCUCUGGAGAACCAGUGAGCGUUGGGACUUGAUGGGAAAGGAACUGUUCCGUCUAAAAGACCGUCAUAAUGUCGACUACUGUUUGGGUCCCACACACGAGGAGGCUGUGACCACACUGGUGGCUCACCAGACCACCCUGUCCUAUAGACAGCUCCCUUUGCUGCUUUACCAGAUCACCCGCAAAUUCCGAGAUGAGCCGAAGCCAAGGUUUGGUCUUCUCCGAGGAAGGGAGUUCUACAUGAAGGACAUGUACUCUUUCGAUGUUAGCGAGGAAGCUGCUCAUAAAACAUACGAGUCUGUGUGCCACGCAUACACUCAGAUUUUCACUCGACUGGGCCUGCGUUGUGUUCAAGUGCAGGCCGACACUGGGAACAUAGGUGGAAAACUCUCCCAUGAGUUCCAGUUGCCCGCCGACAUUGGCGAGGACAGGCUUCUGGUGUGUGGUAGCUGCUCCUUCUCAGCCAACGUAGAGACUAUGGCGUCGGAUAGAAGUGACUGCCCACAGUGCAAAAGCGGUAUACUAAUGGAGUCUAAAGGCAUCGAGGUCGGCCACACUUUCUACCUGGGCAACAAGUACUCUCAAGUGUUCAAUGCCACCUUCAGCAAUGGCCAGAACAAGACAGUUGUUGCAGAAAUGGGCUGCUAUGGCCUCGGCGUGACACGGAUUCUUGCUGCAGCCAUUGAAGUGAUGUCAACAGAGGAAUGCAUCCGCUGGCCAGGUCUUCUAGCACCUUACCAGGUUUGUGUUUUACCCCCCAAGAAGGGCAGCAAGGCUGAUGAGGCGACUGCUGUGGCGGAAGAUCUCCUUGACACUUUUGCAGAGACUUUGCCUCAUUUGAGAGGCGAAGUUGUUCUCGAUGACCGCACCCAGUUAACCAUUGGGAAAAGGUUGAAGGACGCCAGUCGACUGGGUUACCCGUAUGUUAUUGUGGUUGGACAGGGGGCGCUAGAGGACAUACCCAAAUUUGAGGUUAUCUGUCAACAAAGUGAUGAGACGUUGUUUCUUAGUAAAGACGAACUCUUACAGCUUUUAGGAAAAGUGGAAACCAUUUGAUUGGAAAAUUUAUAUUUUAAUGAUCGAUUAAUCAACUGCUUAGAAGUGUGGUGUUGUUAUAGUGGUAGUAGGAAUUCAAUCAAGGGCUUGGUAUGAUUGUGUGGCGUUGGUAAGAUUUAGUGUGCAUCCUUUACAGUAUAUCAGUAGCUCCCAAUUGUUGGUACCUUUUUUUAAUUUGGAAAAUUAUCAAGGUCAUUGAA
Doryrhamphus excisus (bluestripe pipefish) is the source of this 1810-nucleotide messenger RNA. It is a transcript of the gene pars2, whose product is annotated as prolyl-tRNA synthetase 2, mitochondrial. Gene Ontology annotation, biological process: prolyl-tRNA aminoacylation. Gene Ontology annotation, cellular component: cytoplasm; mitochondrion. The record is from RefSeq and is a predicted model, not a curated record. NCBI's taxonomy places the organism in Eukaryota, Metazoa, Chordata, Actinopteri, Syngnathiformes, Syngnathidae. Gene Ontology annotation, molecular function: proline-tRNA ligase activity; ATP binding.